AUGCGACUCUGGAAAGUAAAUAACUUAAUAUGUGUCUUCACCUCUCUUGCCUCUGGCCUUGUUUCGGCAGACGCGUCUUCGGCAAACCCCGCGUUAUGUGGUAAAGCGUGUCGGCAAACAUUCCGGACUCUCAAAUUCACAGAUGCGCCAGAAGGCGCUUUCUUCGCAAAGCAAGAAUGCAUAAGCCGUCUUUAUCAGACCUCGUUGUAUCUCUGCUGGGAUGCUCAUUGUACUGAGGACGUCUGGCAACACGAAUCAAGCAGUAUGAACCAGACAUGCCAAGAUACGUACGGCUCAUAUCUAGCACCACACGAAAUAAUCGACGAUAUAACAGAUAAACAGAGAGCUCAAAUUAUCAUAUUCGAUGCGACGGAUCCAAGCCGUUCUGAUCGUUACGGUGCGCUGAUGCUUCCGUCACAAGCUUACUACGACAUAUGGAUUCGAACGUUGGCUGCACACGAUUAUAUAUGGAUCUAUCAUUACUACUAUGGCUGGGCUAUGGGGAUCUUCUGGGCUGUGGUCAUUGCAGUUGGUAUCGUGAACCGUAUACUGACAAAACUGUCCACCUCGAAUGGCCAUCGAAGCCUGUGGCUGAAACGUAAUGUCGUUCUUCCCGCGACGUUUGGCCAGCGCUGUGUUCAAGACUUCGGCGGUGUUGGCACACUUCCUCCACGCAUACAAGCGUUGACUAUUUCAUUGUUUAUGGUGCUAAAUAUCAUUUGCUCCAUUCACGGAUAUAGUAUAUUUGAGGGCUACGGCUACUACCCUUCUGUAUGGCUUCAGAUCCUUCGACACGUCUCCGAUAGAACAGGCAUUAUCUCGUUCGCUAAUUUCCCUCUCAUUUGGCUGUUUGGCAUGAGGAACAAUAUCGUUAUAUGGCUAACGGGCUGGGACUUCAAAACAUACAAUAACUUUCAUCGCUGGGUUGGCAGAAUAGCCACUGUCCAGGCUGUCAUUCACUCUAUUGGGUACAUCAUUAUUAUUUUCCAAAGGGGCGGCUGGGAGUAUUUCUGGAAGAUCUCGAACCUGAAAUUUUGGUGGACUGGUGAACUGGCAACUAUCUUCAUUUGUUUACUCGUCGGUCUAUCAUUCUUUUGGGUACGGCGUAGACAAUACGAGUUUUUCCUCAUCUCGCAUAUUGUUCUAUCAGUCUUGAUCCUUGUCGCAAUGCUGGGGCAUGUGUCUAUCUUCAGAGGCGCCUACGACCCCUUAGUAUGGAUUCCGGUACUGGUCUGGUUGCUGGAUCGAGUGAUUCGUGCAGUCCGAGUUAUUGCCUUUAAUCCAAAAUUCUGGGAAACUGGUGCUCUUAUCACCUACAAUGAGGAUGCUCGCAUGAUCAGAGUCGUCGUUCCUGUGUCUUCAAGCUUCUAUAAAACUGAUCCCGGCACAUUUUACUACCUCACGGUGCUGAACAAACGGAGCUUCUGGGAGAGCCAUCCCUUUACUGUGGCAUCGGUUUCAGAACCCGAAACAUACGCUUUGUCAGAUCGUGCGCCAUUGCUAGGUCACACGUCGUACUCAACGGAGGAGAUGUCACCCGAGUAUGAGAAGACGCAGCGAGAGAUGACAUUCCUCAUUCGCCCCUACGACAGCUUUACCUCUCGAUUGAAACAGUAUGCUGAGAAGGAGCAGCCAAAACCCGCCAAAGUUCGAGUGGCGAUAGAUGGCCCAUAUGGAAAGACCCUACCUUUGGAGAGGUUUGACAAAGUUCUCUUUAUUGUUGGAGGCAGUGGUAUUGCCGUCCCGCUUUCUUACCUGGACAAACUUACAUCUUCAGCCACCGAGGUUGAAGUUCACUGGGCAGUGCGACAAUCUGCUCUGGCUGAGGAUGUUCUCAAUCACGAGUUAAGUGACGUACUCGACUACAUACAAGUGAGAGUUGUCAUCUAUGUUACUGGGACGAGCAGUGCGAGACCUGACCGCGCGACUGCUUGUCACAUUGUUGAGUGGAGAGACGGGAGACUGAACGUCGAAGAAAUCGUCGACAAUGCUUUUGCCAGUGGAGAUGGGGCCAGUCUUGCAGUAGUCACGAGUGGUCCCGCCAAGAUGGCUGAUGAGAGCAGAAGCGCUGUGGCCGCAAGGACUGUUCAGUCUAUGCCUCGGAUAGAAUAUUUUGAAGAGAGUUUUCAGUGGUAG
Molecule: messenger RNA, 2136 nt
Organism: Fusarium venenatum
Lineage: Eukaryota; Fungi; Ascomycota; Sordariomycetes; Hypocreales; Nectriaceae
Source: RefSeq, a predicted model, not a curated record